Messenger RNA from Eruca vesicaria subsp. sativa (arugula), 1104 nucleotides. The record is from the annotation of a GenBank genome assembly. Lineage: Eukaryota; Viridiplantae; Streptophyta; Magnoliopsida; Brassicales; Brassicaceae.
UCGGAGGAGGAUGAGGUUUUGCUUGAUUUCUCCGCCUCUCCGUGUAUUCUCGUCGAUUGCUCUCGCGCCCAGCUCCAAUCUCAGUCAUGGGCGGCUUCUCCUCCAUACAAGAACUGCAACUCUCCGAAUUCGCGCCACUGCUGACGACGGAGUGGAAGCUCCCGAGGUGGAGGAGGAGGAGGUUCAAACCGAAUCUCCUAUCCCUUCUGCACUCGGUAAAGACUUGAAAAAGGUGGUUAACAAGACUGCAGCAACCUUUGCCCCUAGGGCCUCCACCGCCAGUAAAAACCCAGCUCUCCCUGGAACUACUCUUUACAAAGUUUUUGAGGUUCAAGGUUAUGCAUCCAUGUUGGUUGGAGGAGUCCUCUCUUUCAACCUCCUCUUUCCCUCCAACGAACCUGACUUAUGGAGGUUGAUGGGUAUGUGGUCCAUUUGGAUGUUCACUAUUCCUUCUCUUCGUGCACGUGACUGCCCUCUUAAAGAGAAAGAGGCUCUCAACUAUCUUUUUCUCAUCAUCCCCUUACUCAAUGUUGCUAUUCCCUUCUUCUGGAAAUCUUUUCCUCUUGUCUGGUCUGCUGAUACCCUUGCCUUCUUUGCUAUGUAUGCCUGGAAGCUUGGAUGGCUGGAAAGAACCGAGUAGAUGUGUAGACUGAAGAUUCUUUGUAUGCUCUUCUACAUUCAGCUUCUCUGUGGGUGGUGAGUAGAGAGCAUUAUUGAAUGUUCCAAGUUACGUGGGCUUAAAGGCAAACGAAUGUAUACAAUGAAAUAUUGGUAAUAUUCUUAAGACUUGUCAGAUGUGGCUUGUUUUCUUGGAAAUACAUUUACAUUUUCUUAUCAAGAAGCUGUAAAUUUAAAGAAAAUAAAACAACUCAUUGCAUCUGCAUCCCGAUGUAUGUUGUUUCCUUCUUCUGUUGUACACAUAAAACAAUAUAGGAGGAGGGUUCGUGUGUUUGGUUCUAGACUAAGCUAUUUCGCAUCUUCUCCGGUGUGUUCUCGAUGUAAGCAUCUGAUUUCUUAUUUAUGCCAUUUAUAAGAGGCCUCAGGCCGAGUUAUUUACUGCUUAGGCUUGGCUCACUCUUCUUCCCCUUGUUAUGUAACCUCUUC